Cannabis sativa is the source of this 2110-nucleotide messenger RNA. Its product is annotated as putative UDP-glucuronate:xylan alpha-glucuronosyltransferase 5. The transcript has 2 exons. Gene Ontology annotation, biological process: xylan biosynthetic process. The record is from RefSeq and is a predicted model, not a curated record. Bases 60 to 1880 code for a protein of 606 amino acids. Gene Ontology annotation, molecular function: glycosyltransferase activity. NCBI's taxonomy places the organism in Eukaryota, Viridiplantae, Streptophyta, Magnoliopsida, Rosales, Cannabaceae.
UGCGACAAUUAUAAAACCUCUGGCUCUUUCUCCCAAAAUAAAAGAAAAUAUAGUAUGAGAUGAGGUCUAAAAACUCUUAUAUUAAUAUUAAUAACAAUACUAAGUCCUACUUUGGCAAGCAUAUUAGACCCUUCAUUCUCUUUUUUCUCUCUCUAGCUCUCUUCCUCCUAUUAGCCUUCUCCUGUCCCCAGAAAACCCCCACCACUAAUAACUAUAUUUUCUCCACUACAACAAGGCUUGAUCUUAAUCAACAACAACACCAUCAUCACGAGGACAAUAUCGUAAUUUCGAAUAAAUAUCCGGAGUGGUUCGAAAUAAUCGCCGAGAAACUAAAUACGACUCGUAAGAUUAAGCUCGGUUUGGUCAAUUUAGAACAUGAAGAACUCGACGACGGCUUACGUGGCCUGCAUGGAUUGGCCGACGUGGUCACCGUACGGUUCGACACUCUAUCCGGUUCGGACCGGCCGAACUGGGACGAUUUUUUCCCGGAGUGGAUCGACGAGAACCAGACGUGGGGUACACCCAAGUGCCCGGAAAUUCCACUCCCGUCGUUGUUGGAGUCAGCGUACGACGAUAUAGAUGUUGUCGUUUCGGCGGUCCCGUGUGGGACCCCACCGCGUGACGUGUUCGAGCUUCAGGUGAAUUUGGUGGUGGCUAAUCUAGCGGUCAGGAGUAGUAGUAGUAGAAGUGGUUCUGAUCGGACGGUGUACGUUGUGUUUGUGGGGUCCUGUGGGCCCAUGUUGGAGAUUUUUCGGUGUGAUGAUUUGAUGAGUCAGCAGAGAGGGGAGUUUUGGGUGUAUAAGCCUGAGAUGAGUAGGCUUAAGCAGAAAGUGGCUAUGCCUUUUGGGUCUUGCCAACUUGUUCCUCCUCCUAAUUAUCACCAAACUGAAAAAGAGGAGCUGAGAAGAUGGGCUUUACAAGAACCCGGCUCAGAUAAUAUUGAACCAGAGGCCCAGCCCAAGACCAAGCCCAAUCAGAUAAUAAAUCAGCAACACCGCAGCCCAAGAUACGCCUACGCCACUGUCCUUCAUUCUUCGGAAUCCUACGUCUGUGGCGCCAUAGCUUUGGCCCAAAGCAUUCGCCGGACCAAAUCCACCAGAGACCUCGUCCUCCUGGCCGACAAAUCCAUCAGCACAAAAUCCCGACGAGGUCUCCGGUCUGCCGGGUGGCAGAUCGUCCCCAUUGACCGAAUCCGAAGUCCAUUCGCGAAAAAAGGCUCCUACAACGAGUGGAACUACAGCAAGCUCCGGCUAUGGCAACUCGUCCGGUACGACAAGAUCGUCUUCAUCGACGCAGAUUUACUGGUUCUCAGCAACCUGGAUUACCUCUUCUUAUAUCCUCAGCUCUCGGCAGCCGGGAACGACAGGUUUUUGUUCAAUUCUGGGGUGAUGGUGAUUGAGCCAUCCAACUGUUUGUUCAAAGUCCUUAGCGAGAAGACAUUUGAAUUGAAAUCGUACAACGGCGGAGACCAAGGGUUUCUGAACGAAGUCUUCACGUGGUGGCAUCGGCUUCCCCGAAGUAUUAAUUACCUGAAGAUUUUUAGAAGGAGCAGUAGCGGAGACUUUUUACAUGAGGUGGGUAGGGGUCAAAAAAUUGGGGCAAUUCAUUAUCUGGGAUUGAAGCCAUGGUUGUGUUACAGGGAUUACGACUGUAAUUGGGACAUGCCGGAUCACCUCAUCUACGCGAGCGACUCAGCUCACCGGCGGUGGUGGGAAGUGUACGAUUACAUGCCGAAGAAUUUGCAGUCGUAUUGUGGAUUGACGAAGAAGAUGGACCGUAGGAUUAAGAAGUGGAGAGGGAUUGCUAAUAAGAUUGAUUUGCCUAGUGGCCAUUGGAAAAUUCAGCCUAAGGACCUAAGACGACACCGUUUGGUAGAUUAGAAAGAAAAGGUUCUACAACCAUGUGAGAAUAUAUUAUAUAGCGAGUAGAAGUUGAUUAAUUAGUAAGUGUGAAAUUCUUUCUUUCUUUCUUUCUUUUUAAAAGAAAAGAAAGAAACGAAAUCUCACCAUCCUUUCUGGACAAGAUGAUCAAAAUGUUGGAUGUUUUAUUAUUCACACUAUAUUUAACUGUACAUUAUUCAAGCAAACAUAAUAAUAACAUUAUUUUUUAA